This is a messenger RNA of Gigantopelta aegis, 2797 nucleotides long. RefSeq lists its product as uncharacterized. The transcript has 6 exons. Gene Ontology annotation, cellular component: nucleus. The record is from RefSeq and is a predicted model, not a curated record. NCBI's taxonomy places the organism in Eukaryota, Metazoa, Mollusca, Gastropoda, Neomphalida, Peltospiridae. Gene Ontology annotation, molecular function: ATP binding; RNA polymerase II cis-regulatory region sequence-specific DNA binding; DNA-binding transcription factor activity, RNA polymerase II-specific. Gene Ontology annotation, biological process: regulation of DNA-templated transcription. Bases 235 to 1911 code for a protein of 558 amino acids.
UGUCUUUAAGAAGAUAAUUGUGUACACUCCAUGUGUGUUUGAUGGAGGGGAAGUGCAUCUUUAUUUGCAAGGAGUUUUCUUCUCGAGUGCGCAUUUGUUGUUUUAUUUAAGAAGAUAGGACCACAGGCUCUAUCAGACUGAGUCGCAACAAGCGGGAGUAAUGUGGCCGAGCCAAUCCUCGGCUGUUUGUGUUUACAACACUUCUUAACACUGUGCAUUCUCAAACAAGUCAACAUGGAAGAACAAGAUCUGAACGGGGUGUCGCCGUUCCCCGACUCCCCCCACACGAUGUCGAGCGACGCCCUCCCCGGGGGCCCGGGGGAGAAGAUGUACACGUCGAUACUGAGCGACCACCCCGGGGAGUUGGUGCGGACAGGGAGUCCUAAUUUCGUGUGUUCCGUGUUACCGUCGCACUGGCGAUCGAACAAGACCUUACCUGUGGCCUUUAAAGUUGUGGCUCUGGGAGACGUCAAGGAUGGAACCAAGGUGUGCGUGUCGGCUGGCAACGACGACAACUACUGCGCCGAGUUGAGGAACUUCACGGCCUACAUGAAAAACCAGGUGGCCAAAUUCAGUGAUUUACGUUUUGUUGGUCGCAGUGGUAGAGGUAAGAGUUUUGCCUUGACCAUCACCGUAAGCUGUAACCCACCGGAAGUAGCCGUCUAUCAGAAAGCCAUCAAGGUCACGGUCGAUGGACCGAGGGAACCUAGAAGUAAGACAAAACUGCACACGGAUGAUCACCGAAUCCACCACAGAAUCAGCCCACUAGACCUUCAGCUGGAGCGAACUCCACUACCCAACCAGAUGGCAGUUGAUCGACACCUCAGUCACAUGGCCGAGCUCGAGAGACUGAGACGUGCGUCGUCAGGGUCAGAGUCCAGAUCCAUUACAAGCAUGGAAGCAAAUGGGUUGAGAUCAUCAGACAUUCUAGCCAAACAGCUGGACAGAACUCCAGUUGGUUACUACGACACUGUACCAUACACCAAAGAGACUGCCUUGACCACACGUUCACCUCCAUUGAGCCAGCAUCAGGCCGUCAUAUCACAUAUAACAGGUCCUCCGCAUUCCAUUGUGGAAUGUCGGGAACGCGAUGCACGGGAGUCACGCCUGAUUGCAGUCAGCACCGAACACGCCAUCGUGACGCAGCACAGCAUUGUUUCACACGACAGACACUUGCCCAUCAUUCCAGAGGCCAAGAGGCCGGACUAUACGACGUUGGAGUCGCGACUGCCUCUCGAGCGCAGGAUUACGUUAGAAUCCAGAAUUCCACUCGUUUUACCUCAGUAUCCAAGUUCAACGGACGUCCGGAUCUCUGACCCCCGAAUUCCAGACCCGCGUUUUCCGGAGACCCGUUCGCUGUUCGUUCCACCACAGACAAUACCAUACACGGCGAGCAGCUCCAACCUGUCGAUCCUCGAGGAGAGUCGUGCCAUCUCUACACUGCCGGGAGCGCUGCCCGUGACGCACAGCAGCUACCCGCUGAUAUCACCUCACGAGUUCUUCACGUCCAUCAAUCCGCCGAUCACGGCCUCCUACCUGGCCGGGUCUCCAUCGCACGUCAUCUCGCCCACGUUCCUGUACCCUCACCUGUACAGUUCAGCGGCCCACGACCAGUACCAGACGCGCGUGUACCUGCCUUCUGGGGAGGUCAGGACCUACGAGGUGUUGGGGCCGCGGUGUACGGAUAUUCCGAUACGCGUGGAAAAGCCUGUCCCGUUACCAGUGCCGUCACGUUUGGCCCUGGAAAGUCAUUCGUCGUCAUCGUCAUCGUCGUCAAGACCAGCAAAGGAUGAGGAUGUCGUUACAAACAGUUCCCCAUCCCACGAGGUAGCGCGAGGUGACCCCAAUCGCAAGUCGUCUCCAAGGAGACAGGGGCACGAGGAACCUGCUACAGUGUGGCGGCCAUAUUGAAGUUCAAGUUAUGUUCAACUUUGUUUAAGGGUGCUGUGCAAUCUUUCACUGCCGGAUGUACUUAGAGUGAAAUGACCAAAAUAAGAGGACCUCGUCGGCUCUAGCAAUGUUUUCAUCGUGUGUUUAUUAUUCCAGAGAAAUGACUCUAGCUUUGCUCAAUGACCAAAGACCGUAAACCUUCUUUUUUUUCGAUGGACUCUUUCUAUUUCUUUUCCUGAGACUUCCAUACGAAAGUGCUUAAACUGUGACCAUAUCAAAUGUUACGUCCUGAUCCACACACACACACACACACACACACACACACACACACACACACACACGUUUGUGAUCAAAUUGUUAUUAUUGUAUAUAAUACAGAAUGUUUAUUCUUUCCUGUGAAAUAAUGAACUUCCCAAAACAACCCAAGGCAAGGGGGUUGGUAAACAUAUUUUAUUAUUAAUAUUAUUAUUAUUAUUAUUAUUGUUGUUGUGGCUGUUCACAAUGAAAAAAACUUUUGUCACCUUUUGUGAUGGUACUUUUUUGACAAAUAUGUCAUCAUCGAUGCUUUAUUUAUACACAUGUAAUACGGUAUACAACAAUCUAUUUUAUGCCUGUUUGUGAUAUUAUAUUUGUAUUAAUUUUUAAAAUGGUGUUUUGAAAGCGGAACAGUGCUAAGGACGUAUGUCCAACGUGAUUGCAUUUACGACUAUGUAUUUAGUUAUACUAAAGGGCCAGUGUUCAAAUACGGAUUGUGUGUAGAAUAGAAGUCACCCAUAUGCCUUUAACUGUUCAUGUUGUCACACUAGUUUGAUAAGGGGGUAAUUUUCGAUGUUUUACAUUUUGUGUUCAUAUCGUUAUGGAAAUAACGGUUUCAGUAUAUAGACAGAUAAAUAUAAUAUACUUUCGA